This is a messenger RNA of Centrocercus urophasianus (Greater sage-grouse), 2332 nucleotides long. It is a transcript of the gene CHST13, whose product is annotated as carbohydrate sulfotransferase 13. The record is from RefSeq and is a predicted model, not a curated record. Gene Ontology annotation, cellular component: membrane. Gene Ontology annotation, molecular function: sulfotransferase activity. The transcript has 4 exons. NCBI's taxonomy places the organism in Eukaryota, Metazoa, Chordata, Aves, Galliformes, Phasianidae. Gene Ontology annotation, biological process: proteoglycan biosynthetic process; carbohydrate biosynthetic process. Bases 973 to 1884 code for a protein of 303 amino acids.
UGUGUGGUAGAGCGAGGCGAUAGCAGUGGGGUCAGGAGUAACUCUUCAACUCUUUGGGUGCACAUUCACCUGCCAGCAGGUGUGUUUGCUCUUCUGGGCUGGUCACCACCAUUUCGGAUUGGAUAUCACAAGUGGACCAUUGGACUCUUUGUAGCUCAAGGACCCGGCCUUCCAAAUCCCUGAAGACUCACCCCAGAAGGAACUGGGAUUCUUUGCAGCUGGAGUCUCACUCAUCUGGGGUUUCCAAACCUCCCCUUAAUUGUGAAAUUUGGCUCUGGAGUGAGUGCCCCAUCCCUGAAGCAUGUUCCAUUCCCCCUGGCUGGAACAUCCCAUCCCAGCUUGGGGACAGCCCGCUCACCUCACUGCCCUUUUCUGUGCUCAGGAGCUGCCAUGGGCCACCAAGGGCAGAGCUGUCGGUGUUCCAAGUGAAGACUGCUAUGCAGUGGAUAAUGACAUUCGUGCUUUUUUCUAUUUUUGCUCCUAUGAUGCAAUUACAGCAGUGCUAAAUUUCUGUGGAUUACCAGUGCCUGUGGUGGAAUCCAGGAGCCUCUGUAACAAGCUAUGAAGUCAGGAGGACAGGCAGCAUGCAGAGAUCUUGGCAGUUCCUUUGUGAUGGAAGAUCCUGCUGUACUGAGGGCCCUGGUGCCAAAAUGCAGCACAAACCAUUAAUUUGCUCUGGUGGUACUCCCUCCUAUACACUGUCAUAUAUAUCAAUAUUCCUUGGCCUUCCCAAACUGCUUGGAAUCCCAGGAGCAUCCCAUGGAUGAGUAACAGAUGGUACAGUGGAUGAGGAGACUCCAUUUCCAUGAACUGCCUCUUGCUGUCCGGGCUGCAUCUGACACUUAAUGGAAGAGACAGGCACAGAUGAAGACAAGCCUUUUCCCUGCGUGUUUGGUUUCCUCUCUAGCUGUGCAGUUCAGCCUGCUAUAGAUCACUGGGGCUUAGUUUUUUUAAGCUGCAGAAGACGGGGCUAUGAGGACAGCCUGGCAGGGGAAGUCUGGUCGCAGCCCACUCCAGGCCCUGUAUGAGAGCGAUCAGUUUGAACAGUCAUCACUGCAGGCAGUUCACCAGCAGCGACGGGAGCUGUUGAGCAACAUCUGCAACCGUUACACCCGCAAGCGGCGGCUGCUGCGGCCGGAUGACUUGCGGCACUUGGUGGUGGAUGACACGCAUGGGCUGCUCUACUGCUACGUGCCCAAAGUGGCUUGCACAAACUGGAAGCGGGUGAUGAUGGUCCUGACGGGGCAGGGCAAGUACCGGGAUCCUCUGGAAAUCCCUGCCAACGAGGCCCACGUGUCAUCCAACCUGCACACUCUCUCUGAAUACAGCAUCCCUGAGAUCAACCACCGCCUGCGCAGCUACCUCAAGUUCAUCUUUGUGCGGGAGCCAUUCGAGCGCCUGGUCUCAGCCUACCGCAACAAGUUCACCCGCAGCUACAACACGGCUUUCCACAAGCGCUACGGGACCAAGAUCAUCCGGCGGCACCGGCAGGAGCCCAGCGACAAGGCGCUGGAGCGCGGGGAUGAUGUGCGCUUCGAGGAGUUUGUCUACUACCUGCUGGAUCCGCGGACUCAGCGGGAGGAGCCCUUCAACGAGCACUGGGAGCGCGUGCACUCGCUCUGCCACCCCUGCAUCGUCCACUACGAUGUGGUGGGCAAGUACGAGACCUUGGCCGAAGAUGCCAACUACAUCCUCCAGCUGGUGGGUGCUGACACAAGUGUCAAGUUCCCGUCCUCGUCCAAGACCACCAGAACCACGGACGACAUGACGGCCCAGUUCUUCCAGGACAUCAGCCCCUUCUACCAAAGACGACUCUUUAAUUUAUACAAAAUGGACUACUUGCUCUUCAACUACUCCAUCCCUUCUUACCUCCGCAUCCGAUGAGGCAGUUGCAGGGAAGAGAGAUGGGGAGAGCUGGGUACUUCUCAUCUUGCCACAACUCCUCUCAUCCCACCCAUGCUCAUCUCUCGGUUCUCCCCAUGCCCUCUCCAUUACAUUCUGUUCUGUGUGCCUCAUUCAGGCACGGUCUGGAGGGAGAACACCCCGUAGAACACUGGGGCUGGAGUUUCUCCUUCCCUUUCUCUCCCACCCCUUGACUUUGGCACUUAUCAGUGGGUACAGGAAGCUGCUGGCUUUGAAGGUUUGCCUUGGCUGGGGUUUUUCUUAUGACUAAGAGAUUCCUCUAUAGAUCCAAGUCUUGGGAAGGGUCCUUUUUCAUGCAGGAUCCUUUUGGUUGUUCCUCUUCCUCACUGGGCUGUUUGGGGUCAGCAUGGGGAGCAGGAUGGGGCUUGUCAGAGAUUUACAUAGGACCAGAAAUAAAGCAAUAAUGUAA